Drosophila busckii is the source of this 3439-nucleotide messenger RNA. RefSeq lists its product as uncharacterized. Lineage: Eukaryota; Metazoa; Arthropoda; Insecta; Diptera; Drosophilidae. The record is from RefSeq and is a predicted model, not a curated record. The transcript is spliced from 8 exons. Bases 131 to 3187 code for a protein of 1018 amino acids.
AUGGAUUUUCUUAUCAACGCAAAGUGGACCCCAGAAAGCAGUUUAAAAAGCAAAAAGAUUCACCGACAGUUAACUCAUAAGAGCCUAAAUCCGUCCACUUAUAAAUUUGGAAACUGAAGUUGGUCUCAAAAUGUUUGGCUCUAAGCUGCGAUCCUGGAUGGAGACACACAUUGUGCGUCCACGUAAGAAGACCAAUAAGCACAAACAGUCGCAGUCCGAGGCAAGUAUCGUUAUAACAGGACAUGGUCAUACGAAAAAGGCUGGGACUUUGCCGCAGUGCAGCAAUUUGAAGUCGACAACGAGUCCGGUAUUGAACAGCAGCAGCGGCAGUCACAGCAUUGCAAGUCCUGUCAGACGACGCGAAGUCUCACCCAUACAAUGCCAUACACCCAGUCGUUAUGGCUGGCAGUCACCGGAUCAUGAGACUAUCACAUCGCCCAAGUCAGAUCAUCUUUUGAAUGCGCCGCAGCAUCGCUAUCAACGCCAAUUGACCACGCCCACACCACCGUUGCCUCCAACGCCGCAGCCUGCGCCACCACUAAGCGGUAGUUCAAGCGCAGAUAAGUCACCGUUGCGGGUCAAUUGCAGCUCCUCCAGCAUAUCCUCUCUGUCCUGGUCUACGGGCUCAAAGGAACCAAGUAAGCAGCUUAGUUACCAAGCUCCCGCCGAGGAGGAGGUCGAGUAUGAAGAAGUGGGUACACUGUUGUUGCGUCCAAAACCGCCUCUGAAGGAUUAUCAGCGUCCCAGAUCAGAGAAUAUAAACAGCCUGCAGCUGAUCUAUGAUGUGGAGUCAGAGUCGCGUGCACAGCAUGUUCAUUAUGGUCGCCUGCUGCCCUCCAAGUUGGCCGCAGUGCACCUAGGCGCGUCGGAUGAGUGUCUCCCGAUGGCAAAUCCUGGUCAGCAGCUGCGUCUGCGUGCACCUCGCCCACUGCCGCGUGCAAAUAAUUUUCUGCCUGGUCCACGACCUCACACCUUAUCCUCACCAGAGAGCGCAUAUUCCACGGGCUACUCCACCGACGGCAACUCACCCUGCGCUGUUAGUUCUAAUCCGCCAGCGCCAGAGUACUACAUCAACAUGCGAACGGGUACACAUUACUUUCCAAGUCGUGCCACCAAUUCUUACAAAUUUGGAUUGAAUCGCAUAGAGGAGAUGUCGCCUAUGGAACCGCUCCCGCCUAAAGGCAGUUUUGCCAACAGUCUGGAGCCGCAGCCAAGUCCCCUGACGCUGUAUGAAUCGCCCUCGCCGAGACAACGCUCGAGAAUACGUACGAAUCCAUGGUAUAAUACGGCAGAGCAUGCACAGCUACGUUUGGAGUUGGAUGCAGCAAGCAGCAGCUCGACAAACUCUUCACAAUUUAAGUGCCACCAAGAGUUGAGACCGGCAACAACAACAACAAAUGCUUUGGGUACUCCGAAAAAGUUAGCAGUGAGCGUGGGCGUUGACUCUGAGUGCUCAUCAUCCUCGACUGAAGUGGAAAAUAUACAUGCGGCGCAUACUGUGAAGCGACGUCAAAUUCAGUCGCAAUCGCAGUCGACUUCGCAGCAACAACAACACCAGGAGAGCUUUUUAGUUCUUAGCGAUGAUGAAGCCACACUCAACGAAAUGAUUGGCAAGUUUGACGAGAGCUAUGUCUAUGAAAAGGAGACUGACAUACUCAGCAGUGAUUCGGAUCCCACGGACUGCGCCUCCGAGCUUGACACGGGUCAGGAUGCGGGCGAUGAAUGCGACACAGAUGAGCUGCUGGAUAUUGAUUUUAUAGACACCUCCUCUAUGAAUGAGGUUUUACUAGAGCGGCACGAACUACAUCGUAAUCUUGGCAGCUGCCACUACUAUCCACAGCCCAGUCCAGGCAUCUUGCGUCGCGCCUCGACACGCUCCUCGCGCCGUAAAAAUGCUUCAGAGCUGCCCCAGCCGGAGAAUGGAAGUGGCAGUGGACAGCUACUUCGGCGUCGCAAACGUUUCCUCAAAACCCGCAAGAAGAAUUGCGAACAACGCGAGCGAGGACGAGAAAGAGAAAGGAGCGCACUGUGUUCGUCGCUGCAAGAGCCCCGUGGCUCGAGAAGCGUGGGCGGUACACCAGUCUGUUUGCGACGCCAGCUGUUGGGCUGCAAAGAACGCAUCUACAAAACUUCACCCUUGUCGAAUCGCUCAAAUUCAUUAAUCUUUGGCAACAUAACGGAGAGACACUUCAUGACUAUUGCCGAAAGCGAGAAGGCGCUGCUCAAGGCCGACUUAGAGGCGGAUAUAAAGUACAAGCAGCUCAUAAUGGAGGCCGAAUCGCUACUGGAGUCGCUUAAAAACAGUCUUCAAAGCAUACCGAGGGACACGCCUGUGUCUAGUCCGAGACGUAUUAAUCCGCUGGCUAACAAGCGGGUGGAGAUGCUCAAGCACAGCGAAGUGGAGGCCAAGAAGCAAGUGCCACCAACACCUCCUCUGGAGAACGAGUUAGCCGCCGCUAUAAACAAACGCAUUGAGCUACUGAAAUUUGAGACUGCCUCGCCGCCCAAUAGUCCCAAACUGGGACGCUGCAGUCCGCGCAAGACGCACCUGACCAACUUCAUGAAUCAGAAUACACCGCCAGAGAUGCCGUCACGCAAGCAUUCAAUGCCAACGCCUGCACCACUCUCGCCUAAGCUACAGCUCAAUGGGCGCUACUUGGGAAGUCCCAGGCAUAUGCAUCGAACGGCUGCGCUGUUCCUGCUUCAUGCGGAGGAGGAAGAAGAGUGCAUUGCCGUGGAACAACAGUUCAGCGAGGAUGUCACCAAUCAUAACUAUUUGAAACCGGAACAACUACACAACAACUUGGACUACAACAAUCGCAAUGUGCUCGGCACUGCACAGGUACCGACUAUGCCCCAGGCUCAAGAUAACUUCUACUGUCCACAUAGUGAGCCACUCAAGCGUAAAGUAUAUAAGGGCAGCUCUUCCUUCGAGCGCAUUAAAAAAACAUUCGAUUUUCAGCUGGAUAUGAAUGAACGUGCCAAGUCGCCUGGGCUUUCCAAUAAACGUCAGCAAAGUAAGCUAAGGGCUUCCGUCUCGGCCAAAAGUUCCAUGCAGGAUGUUACAACGCUGGAUACUCAUGAAGCAAACAGCAAUAAACAGCAACUAAUUGUAAGCACUAUAGUGCAGUUAAAGCGCAGUCUCGAGCAUCAAAGCUAUGAACUAAGCGGACUAACUGAGGAAUAGACAUUUAUAUAAGUAUACAUACAUAUGUACUAAGAUUUAUAAAUUUUAGAUUAGUAGAGAAUGCAAGAAGAGCAACUCAAUCGACUGACUGUUUAUUCAAAUUAAGGCUAAAAACUAAUGAGAAAAGUCCAGUAAAUAAUCCCUCAGACUUAAACGUAAUGAAUAACAAUAACUUAGUAAGGAAUCGCGUUUACAAUUAAACACAAACUACAGUUGAAUCUGAACUACAUCAUACAUAUAUACAUAUACGGU